Molecule: messenger RNA, 951 nt
Organism: Castor canadensis (American beaver)
Lineage: Eukaryota; Metazoa; Chordata; Mammalia; Rodentia; Castoridae
Product: olfactory receptor 11H6-like
Biological process (GO): G protein-coupled receptor signaling pathway
Cellular component (GO): membrane
Molecular function (GO): olfactory receptor activity; G protein-coupled receptor activity
Source: RefSeq, a predicted model, not a curated record
AUGGAAGGAAUGACCUCAGAAGACAGAAAUACCUCCCAGCCCGUGAGUGACUUCAUCCUCUUGGGCUUCCCUUGCAGCAGGGAAAUACAGAUCUUCCUUUUCUCCAUAUUCUUGGUGACUUACAUCCUGACUCUGCUUGGAAACAUGGCCAUCGUGUGUGCUGUGCGCUGGGACCACCAACUCCAUACCCCCAUGUAUAUUCUGCUGGCCAACUUCUCCUUCCUGGAGAUCUGCUACGUCAACUCUGAUGUGCCAAACAUGCUGGUCAACUUCCUCUCCAGGACCAAAACCAUCUCCUUCACUCAAUGCCUUCUGCAGUUGUACUUCUUCUUCUCUCUGGGCACAACUGAGUGCCUAUUUCUCUCCAUCAUGGCCUAUGACCGGUUCCUGGCAAUUUGCCGCCCCCUGCACUACCCCACCAUAAUGACUACUAAGUUCUGUAGCAUCCUGGUCAUCUUUUGCUGGGUUUAUGGUUUCCUUUGGUUUCUUAUUCCAGUGAUAUUCAUCACCCAACUGCCAUUUUGUGGCCCAAAUGUGAUUGAUGACUUUCUGUGUGAUCUCAGUCCCCUGCUGGCCCUGGCUGCAGCCUGUGUUCCAAUUCCAGGGACAGUACUCAUAUGUGGCACCAUGAGCUCCCUUCUCAUCUUUGCCACCUUUUUCUACAUUAUUGGCUCCUAUACCCUGGUACUGAGGGCAGUGAUGCAGGUGCCCUCUGCCACUAGCCGGAAGAAAGCUUUCUCCACCUGCUCCUCACACCUAGCUGUCGUGUUUCUCUUCUAUGGUUCAGUCAUGAUAACAUACGUGAGCCCAGGGUCAGGACAAGCCAAGGGCAUGCAGAAGUUCACAACUUUAUUCUACUCAGUUUUAACCCCUUUCUUCAACCCUAUGAUCUACAGUCUCCGGAAUAAAGAAAUGAAGGAUGCCCUGAAAAAAGUUUUAGGAGGUUCCUAA